Molecule: messenger RNA, 1359 nt
Organism: Chrysemys picta bellii (western painted turtle)
Lineage: Eukaryota; Metazoa; Chordata; Testudines; Emydidae
Gene: C4H16orf54
Product: chromosome 4 C16orf54 homolog
Source: RefSeq, a predicted model, not a curated record
CCAAGCUGCACACAGGUUCGAGACAGGAAGUGACGGAGACGCUGAAGGUGACCGAAAGGAGGGGCCUGAACAGGGAGCUGGCAGGACGCCUGGGUUCACGCAAGGCUCUGAGGACAGGGCACCCCCGCUGAGCCCCUCUCCCCACCCCGAAAGCUGUUUCCAUCACGUCGUUCACACCGGCGGCUCCAGGCAGGAAACGCUGCGUCACGACAUCGACCACUUCCCCCCCCAGCCGCGCCCGGCGCCCGACGCGGCCCCGGCCAGCCAUGGGGCACCGCCCGGCCCGGCCCACGGGUCCUCGCCACCCCCCACAAGCCGCUGGUACGCCGGGCACCCUCCACUCCCAGCCUUAACCCAACUGCCGACGAUGCCCCCGUCUCUGGCCACCAGCCCCCAGCUCCCGCCCCCUUCGCCGCCCCCCGCCCCGCCCUGCACCGCCUGCCUGGUGCCCAUGGUGGCGCUGGCCGGGGUGGCCGGCCUCUUCGUGGUAAUCUCGGCUCUGCUGGGCGAGCGGCUCUUCCGGGGGGCCCGGGCCCGGGGGGUGCCCAGCGUGUGGCGCCGGGGCGGGGCUCUGUGGAUCGAGCCGGCGGCCCCGGCCCAGCCGGACAGAGGCCCCCAGGCGGAGACGGGCGACCUGUGGAUCCCGCGCCCCCCGCCCAGCGCUGAGGACUGGUACCGGGGGCCCGCCGGCGGCUCGGGGAGCGGCACCUCCAGCGGCAUCCACUCGGGGGCGCCAGAGAGCUCCGGCAGCAGCACGGCCUUGUGGGACGCCGAGGCGCCGGCCUGGGGAGCCCAGCCCCACGUCACCCUGCAGGACAUCUCCGACUUCUUCCGGCGCGGAGGGGGGAGGGGGCCGUGAGCACCGGCGCGGAGGGGGGCAUCAGGAGGCGACACCCCCCCCCCAAGAAGCAGGAUUCACCCCAUGGAUGUUGGGGCAGAACUGAGAUUUUGGGGGGCCACUUUGAAAAUUGGGCGGGGGGGCCCACAAGCCCACUGAGACCCCCCCACACACACUGUCCCCUGGCAUGGGGCUCUGUUUGCGCUCUCCACUGUUACUUCUCUCCUGCCAGGAGGCUCAGCUGGGCCUGCACCCCCUCGCCUCCCCCGCCCGCCAUCGGGCACAGAGGGGCCGCUCUAUGGGACACGGGGAAUUUCUGCCAGCGGCCGGUUCGCGGGGCUAUGGACGAGUGGCCAAAGCUCCUGGCUCCGUUAACACCCCCUGGGGGGUUCCGGUGUCCCCCCCCCCAUUCACCCCCUGUGACGAAGUGGGAAUGUUCUUAAUGUUUUCGCUGAAUAGUGUGUGUGUGCCUCAGUUUCCCCUUUGCAUUUCUUAAGUCUCUAGGUGGUGGGAUAAGGGGG